CCUUUGAUUGGAACAGGCGCGCUACAAAGACCAGCCCAAAAGGUUUCAAAGCUCGAAAAAACGAACCGUUCAUUUUUCACAUUUUUCGUUUCGCGUUUCGGUUUUUAAGUUUGACAGGCAAAGUGUGAAAGAAAAAAAAAACAAACAUGCCCCGAAAAUGUGCCAGUGGUUUGAAACAUGAGUGUCCAUAACCCCUUUUCAGUUGAAAAUCGGUCGCAGUUUUCCUUCUACCUCCUCCUGAAGUUACUGGCUGCUUUUUGCGCCUUGCAAUGUAUUGCACCAGCAAAAGCGAACAUACAGCCCAUCGAACCGGAACGAAACAGUGACAAACGUGAAAAAGGUGCCGAAUUUUACCAAAGUGAAUCCCAGAGUAGUCAAGCCGUCAAGGAUGCCUUCUGGAGCCAGUUGGCCAACGAGCUGCAGGGUCGGUCACUUAAAGUUACCACUUUGGAGGACUGGCCCCUCAGCUACACCGAGCGUAUCAACGGUACCCUGUACGGGCGCGGAGUGGCAUUUGAACUGUUCGAGUUCAUCAUGGAGAAGUACAAAUUCAACUACACGCUGGUAAUGCCGGAGCACAACAUCGUCGGAUCGAGCAGCGACAUGGAAGGCAGUGUCAUCGAGCUUCUGGCCAAGGAAAAGGCGGAUUUGGCCGUAGCCUUUCUGCCCAUUCUGGCCGACGCUCGGCAGCACAUUCUCUACUCGGCCGGACUGGACGAAGGCGAAUGGAUGAUGAUUAUGGUGCGGCCAAUGGAAUCGGCCAGUGGUGCAGGGCUGCUAGCACCGUUCCAACGCGAUGUCUGGAUUUUGAUUCUGGUUUCACUGCUAGCCGUCGGUCCGAUCAUCUAUGCCCUACUCGUGCUACGGUACAAGAUGACCAAAGAUAAGGAACAGGCUCUCUACCAUCUGCCCCAUUGCGUGUGGUUUGUGUACGGAGCGCUGAUGAAGCAGGGCAGCACUCUGUCCCCCACCGGAGACUCGACGCGUAUCCUAUUUGCCACUUGGUGGAUAUUUAUAACUCUGCUCACCUCCUUCUACACGGCCAAUCUGACCGCUUUCCUUACGCUGUCGAAAUUCACGCUGCCGAUUAACAACGCCGAAGACGUACUUCACAAGGAGAAGCAGUUCGUCACCAUCCGUGGCAAUGCGGUCGAGUACGCCAUCAAGAACAGCGAUGAGGCCUUGAACUCGCUCAACACUCUGGUGGACAAGCAUCUGGUCGAAUUCGCAACGAAUCAAAACGAUAGUGAAAUUCUGAUGACGACGGUGGCCAAAAAGAACUACGUUUACGUGCGUGACCGACCGGCCUUCGCUCACAUGGUCUACAGUGACUAUCUGGUCCGACGCAAGGUGAAUCCGGUCAACGAACGAAGCCACUGUCCAUUUGCGGCUGCCACGACGCCGUUCCUGAAAAAGGUGCGAGCCUUCGCCUAUCCUAACACCACCCGCUGGAACAUCCUGUUCGAUGCACAGCUGCUGAAUAUGGUCGAAGGAGGAAUUGUCAAGUUCAAGCUCCUGGAAAACUUGCCGAAAGCGGAGAUCUGCCCACAGAACUUGGGUGGAACAGAACGACAGCUGAAGAAUCGUGACUUAACCAUGACCUAUUUGGUGAUGCUGACCGGAUUCGGAACAGCGAUUGUUGUGUUCGUUUCGGAGAUGUUCUUCCGAUUUUUGAAUGGACGAAUUCUAAACAAAGAACAGCAAUUCACACCUCGAACGAAUCCCACCGCGAUAGAGAAGUUGACUUAUGUUAAUGGUAAACCACGGUCCCUCGGGGACUCACCGCCACCACCGUACGCAGAGAUCUUCAGUCGACACACCAACGGAGGAACGUUGGGAUUUUUCGGCAGCAACAUCGAUCCGACCGCCGGUUCGCGUCGGAUGAUCAAUGGUCGAGACUACAUGGUAGUCAAAGAGAAAAACGGCAUCGGCUCGCAGCUGAUUCCGAUCCGGGCCCCAUCCGCAACCAUAUUUCAGUAUACAUACACAAACUAGGGAAAGGAAGGAGAAAACGCGAUUUGUGGGCUUAUAAAAAGUAUUUUUUAUAGUAAACUAAUUACAUUAUUCAGUGAUCGAACUGCAUUUUGACAAUAGUUUUCACUACAUAACAAGGCAAUAAAUAGUUCAACUAAUGUUUCACGACCUCUUGGACUGGUUCAACAAAUCUUCAAGACUCAUACCUCAACAUACACUGAACCUAUCUGGCAAAAUAUUAGAAGUUUGAAUGCAAAAAUAAUUUUUCAACUCAACCAGACUUUAAAUUCUUUCCACAAUCAAAAAUUUUAACCAGAAAAUAUUACAACUAUUUGAGCGCAUUAUUUCAAUGCUUCAUAGAAAAAUACGAUGACGCUAAACAAGCUUUGAACAAAGUUGAAAGGCUGCUGACUUUUGAGUACAGGAAAACAUUCUUUUUUACAAGCUUAGAAUAAAUAUUGUUGAGCAGAAAACUUUCCGUUUGUCUGCUGGUGUACCAUUUCAUUUCGCCUAACAAUAGUCCGGUGAUCAAAUAAUCACCAGACUCAGCUACUCCAAUGAACUGUUUCAACGAAAAGUUACUAGUAAGAAUUUAGCAUUAAGUGUAUCAUCAACAGUGUUUACAGAAUCGAGCAAAAAAUCAACAUAUGAAAUUUUACGAAACAGUUCAUGAACACAAUCGAAUGCUACGCGAAUCAAAAUGGCCGGCAGCCGAAAGCUAGUACAAUCAGUUACACGACCUUUGCUAGCUUUAUUAAUUCGGAAAUACCAGGUGGUCUUAUUUAGUUCGAAUAGCCGGUUUCAAGAGCAACUAUAUUAGUAUAAAUUAAUGUUAGCAAACAUCAAUUCAAACUAGAGUAUUAAGCAGAGGUUGCCAGACAUUAUCCCGAAACAAACAACAUGAUUCUUGGAUUUUAAAUGAUUAAAUCCUAAGAAUUAUGCUGGAAUAGAAUUAAAAUUUAAGCUAAUUAUAAUAAUGUAUUUCAUCAGUGGUAGAAGUUAUUCAAGCACACAAACCUAUAUUCUAUUGCACUCGCAAUCGUAUGUCAAAAUACAAAAAAAAAAAAUAAAAAAAAAACUAAGUUCUCUGCUCUAUCAGAAUGCAUUGACCUGGCAAUGGAAAAAAUGGAAACGAAUUUCUACUCAUUUUGUGGGUGUAUUGAUACAAUAAAAAAUGUUAGUGGCGUUAAAAAUAAUAUUGUCAUAGAUAAUUAUAAAAAGUAAUCGACUUGGCAAUGGAAACACGGCUUACGAUUUCGAAUCAAUUCGCUUAACAUGAUUGAUUACAAUAAAUAAAAAAAUACAUAUGGUUAAGGCAUUAGUAUAACUCACACACAUUGGAGUUCGAUGAUGCGCAUGGUAUUCAAGAGUUCGAUGAAUGUAGCAACAUAAGAAAGAUUUGGUAUACCAGCCGGAGUGAAAAAGAUUUUAAGCUCAAUGUCAGCACGGAAUAGAAUGAUUGAUUAAUAAUGAUUGAAAGUAUUUCUGCAAUGUUUAUUCAGGUUAUUCAAAACAGAUAGCAGCUUUAAAAAACCUUUUCUAGAAAUGUGAAGACUCACUUGAAAUAUUUCACAUUCAUGAAAUAAUUCCGUUACUGAAUUAUGAUUCUACAGCAUAAUCGAAAUAUUUCAUACUUCCUUUUCAAUCGUAUAUCCUUAUUUCUAAAAUCUGUAGAAUUACGUUAAAAAAGUGACUUAACGCUCAACCAUCAAAUAAAAGGUUUCAAUCCACAGUAUAAAAAAUUAUCAAAAGAAUUGCUCGACUGAUUAAAUUCAAAUCAGUGCUUGAACCGUCCAAUGUCGAAGGUGCAACAGCAAUGCUCAACACAGAAUAGAAAACCUGCAUUUAAAACAGUAUUUCAAACCCCCAGCACAAAAAAAAGUUAAAUAAGCAAUUGUAGAAACAAAACAAAAAUCACAACCGCACCUGGGUGAUUUUACAACAAACACCUUACAAGUGACAAAAUGUUCGAUUCAUUUUUCUUUCAAAGCAAAUACAAAAGCUUACACGUCCAGCUGUGGAGGAAUGUGG
Molecule: messenger RNA, 4005 nt
Organism: Wyeomyia smithii (pitcher-plant mosquito)
Lineage: Eukaryota; Metazoa; Arthropoda; Insecta; Diptera; Culicidae
Gene: Ir76b
Product: glutamate receptor ionotropic, delta-1
Exons: 6
Coding region: 178-1995 (605 amino acids)
Cellular component (GO): membrane
Molecular function (GO): ligand-gated monoatomic ion channel activity
Source: RefSeq, a predicted model, not a curated record